AUGCCGACUCUGUUGAUUUCCAAUUUCAAUAUUGCCUGUGCCGUCCUUGGCGGGUUCAUCACCCUGUUUGGCCUGGUCAGCUAUCUGUUUAAGGAGCGUUUCUACCUCUCCGAAGCAUUAAUCUCUCUCGUCGCCGGGGUCAUCUUCUCACCUCAUGCCACCAACUUUGUCAAACCCCUCGAAUAUGCGGGUGGUUCGGUCGAGAAUCUCGACUACAUCACUCUCUACUUCACCCGCCUCGUCUUGGGGGUUCAGCUGGUUCUGGCCGGGGUCCAACUGCCCAGUCGGUACCUGAGGACUGAAUGGAAGUCUCUUUCCCUCCUCCUGGGACCGGGCAUGACCGUCAUGUGGCUGUGCGCCAGCUUGAUCAUCUGGGCCAUGGUCCCUCAUCUUCACAUUCUUCAUGCACUGGCCUGCGGGGCCUGCGUCACCCCGACUGACCCCAUCCUGUCCAACUCGAUCGUUAAAGGCAAGUUCGCGGACAAAAACAUCCCCAAGCCUCUGCAGAAAAUCAUCAUUGCCGAAUCCGGCGCCAAUGACGGCCUCGGCUACCCUUUUCUGUUCCUCGCCCUGUAUCUGAUCAAAUACACCCAGAUGGGCGGCGCGGGACAAUCGGGUGGCACGAGCAAGGCAAUGGGCUACUGGUUUGGCGAGACAUGGGGUUACACCAUCCUCCUCAGCGUCGCCUACGGAGUGGCGGUGGGAUGGAUUGCGAAAGAACUUCUUCACCGGGCCGAGGAGAGGAAAUUUGUCGACCGUGAGAGCUUCCUGGUGUUUGCCAUCACCCUUGCGCUUUUCAUCACCGGCACAUGUGGCAUGAUAGGCUCGGAUGAUGUCUUGGCUUGUUUCGUGGCAGGGAACGCCUUUACAUGGGACGACUGGUUCCGGAUCGAAACGGCGGACGACUCUCUGCAACCGACCAUCGACAUGCUGCUCAACAUUUCCGUCUUCCUUUGGUUCGGCGCCGUCUGUCCCUGGGCCAGCUUUCGAUCCAACGACGUCAUCCCCAUCUGGCGACUGAUCUUCCUGGGCAUCUUGAUCCUCCUGUUUCGCCGGCUUCCCGUCAUCUUCGCCAUGCACAAACACAUCCGUGAGAUCGAGGAAGUCCACCAGGCCGCGUUUGUCGGCUUCUUCGGCCCCAUUGGCGUGUCGGCCAUCUUCUAUCUCUACGUCAGCCUCGACUUCCUGAACCAGAUCACGGUCAAUGGGGAAGUGCGGGAGGAUGCUCGGCGGCUUGGGGACGUCAUGCGUGUGGUGGUCUGGUUCUUAGCCAUCUGCAGCAUCGUGGUGCAUGGACUUUCGGUGCCGUUGGGUAAACUCGGCUAUCACCUGCCCAGGACCAUGUCUCAAGCACUGAGCACCGAGAGAGAUGAAGAUGAGCCUGACUUGUCGAUCCACCACCACCAUCAAGCUGGGAUCAACCUUCGUCGCAGGAAGAACUUGGGCAACUUGGGCCACAGCGACCAUGCUCCCAGCACUGGACCAUUUGCGAUCGGCCGACGAAACGGCCAGCGGGGCGAGGGUGUGGAAACUCCACCGGAGCCUCAUCGACCAGUCCACUUUAUCGACACCCCACCGCCGGGGACGCAGACCCCUGUCGCGAGAGAGACGAGUGGAGAGGGCUCAGGAGUGGCUGAACAGCAGCAUGCCGAAAGGGGCUAUUCAAUGUAG
This is a messenger RNA of Exophiala dermatitidis NIH/UT8656, 1671 nucleotides long. RefSeq names its product CPA1 family monovalent cation:H+ antiporter. The transcript is spliced from 3 exons. Gene Ontology annotation, biological process: sodium ion export across plasma membrane; regulation of membrane potential; proton export across plasma membrane. The record is from RefSeq and is a predicted model, not a curated record. NCBI's taxonomy places the organism in Eukaryota, Fungi, Ascomycota, Eurotiomycetes, Chaetothyriales, Herpotrichiellaceae. Gene Ontology annotation, cellular component: plasma membrane. Bases 1 to 1671 code for a protein of 556 amino acids. Gene Ontology annotation, molecular function: sodium:proton antiporter activity.